Molecule: messenger RNA, 4267 nt
Organism: Poecilia latipinna (sailfin molly)
Lineage: Eukaryota; Metazoa; Chordata; Actinopteri; Cyprinodontiformes; Poeciliidae
Product: SRSF protein kinase 3-like
Exons: 19
Coding region: 693-3263 (856 amino acids)
Biological process (GO): intracellular signal transduction; spliceosomal complex assembly; regulation of mRNA processing
Cellular component (GO): nucleus; cytoplasm
Molecular function (GO): protein serine/threonine kinase activity; ATP binding
Source: RefSeq, a predicted model, not a curated record
ACUUUACAAACAGCGCUCUAAAUCUCAGAACUGGUUUUAGGUUCUCUUUGGUUUGGAUUUAUCCCUUCAGUACCAGUAAAGACCAGCUACGUUUUCAUGAAAGUGACAGAACCAGUUCCAUCUGCUUGGUUGGGUUGGGAAAUGUCUGAAUGAAGAAUCAUCCGAUCAGGUUCUUGGUUCUGGACAGGAUAAAACCUUCAUAUUUCCACUAACAGGAAGGGGACAUCAAUAGAAACUUUAUGGAGAUUUCUAGAGAGUCUUUCGCCUUCCUGUUUUCUCUGAUCUCACUUCCUGUCAAGACGGACUGACCCUCGGCUUCACAUCCGCCCCUGCUCGGUUUCAGCCUGACAGGUCAGUGCGCAUGCGCAGAGCCGGGUGUCCGGUGUCAAACCGAGCAGCUGUUGAGUUCGUUCAGGGCAGAACCGAACCAGCACGUGCUGCACAGUCUCUUUAACGGAACGGACCUCGUCCCAAAGCCGACACAGAACCGGGAUCCAGCCGGUACAGACACUCGGAGUCCUAUCCGGUACCAGUAGGAAAGCUAACGGAGCUAACGGAGCCGAACCGUCUGCUGACCAACAGGCCGCGGUCCGGUCCCGUCCGGACCAUCUCCGCGUUUCAGACCCUGCUUCUGCUGCUGCUUGGAAAGGUUCUGUCUGAGAACCGGUUCGGCUGGAAGACAGGAACCGGACAUGCUGAUAGCGGCUGUCGGAAGCUCCGCCCCCACAGGCAAGAAACGACGGCGAGGCAAGAAGCACCGGAGAGUCCGAGCUGACGGCAGCCGGCCUGAAGAGGGCAGUGAUUUUCUGAAGACUGAUGGUCCUCCCCUCCAAAUACCAUUACAGAAUGAUGCCCAAAAAGACCAGCUCCCCCCAGAAGGUCCUACAAACAGCACAAAUGGGGAAGGUCCAGAGGGUCCAGAGCCUGGCACAAUUUUCCCCGAGAGAUCCAUCCAGACACCUUGCCUUCAAGGUCCCCAGCAGUCCCUAACGUCCCAGAUUCCAAACCAGACAACCCAGUCACCUGUUCCCCAAAGCCCCCACCAGUCACCUGUUCCCCAGAGCCCCCACCAGACCACCCAGUCACCUGUUCCCCAGAGUCCCCACCAGAACACCCAGUCACCAAGUUCCCACAGUCCAAACCAGAUUACUCAACCACUUCCUCCUCAGUGCCCCCACAAGAUAACCAAGGCAGUGCAUCAGCGGAGCAUAAACCAGAUGGCAAUAUUCACUCCAGAACCUGUGGAAACUAUAAUGCCUCCUGACAUUACUCUCAACAACUCCCAGUGUCCUAGCCAAUCAUCUUCUGCUGCAUUAGAAAGCUUUGGCCAAAGUCUCAGAAAGUCACCACCAGAUGUUAACAACAUUACCCAGAAUGCCUCAGCACACGGUUUUACUGAGUUCUUCCAACCACCAACCUCACCUUACAGCGUUACCUCUGAGACUUCUGCAGUAUUUGCACAAAACCCUGUUACACCUCCUCCCACUACUAUGUUAAGCCCCACCCACUCCGACCCCUUCCUCCUGACCUCGAUGACCUUUACUUCCAGUGCCUCCUCCCACUCUCUGUGCUCCUCCUCCUCUCUUCUCUGUUCUCUGGAUUCUCCAUUCAGUUUCCCUCCCAUGACAUCAUCUGCCCCAUCUCAUCUGGCUAUGCCCCCUCCACGUCAGAGCCCGCCUCCUGUAGAGUUAACCCCGCCCCCAGCCCAGUUGCUUGGCUCUGAUGAUGAAGAGCAGGAAGACCCUUCAGAUUAUUGUAAAGGUGGAUACUACCCAGUAAAGAUCGGAGACCUGUUCAACGGCCGCUACCAUGUGGUCAGGAAACUGGGCUGGGGACACUUUUCCACAGUGUGGCUCUGCUGGGACCUGCAGAAGAAGCGCUUUGUGGCCAUGAAGGUGGUGAAGAGCGCUCCUCAUUACACCGAGACGGCUCUGGAUGAAAUCAAACUGCUGCGAUGUGUGAGGGACAGCGACCCCUCUGACUCGUACAGAGAAACCAUAGUCCAGCUCAUUGAUGACUUCAAGAUCUCUGGAAUCAAUGGAGUGCAUGUCUGUAUGGUUCUGGAAGUUCUGGGUCAUCAGUUAUUAAAAUGGAUCAUUAAAUCAAACUAUAUGGGACUUCCUCUGGUCUGUGUCAAGACCAUCAUCCGACAGGUGCUGCAGGGACUCGACUACCUUCACACCAAGUGUAAGAUUAUUCACACGGACAUCAAGCCGGAGAACAUCCUCCUGGUUGUUGACGAUGUCUACGUCAGAAGAUUGGCGGCUGAGGCCUCCAUCUGGCAGAGAGCCGGAGCCCCGCCCCCCUCAGGGUCAUCAGUUAGCACGGCUCCCAGGGAUGAAGAGAUGGGGAAGUUGUCAAAAAACAAGAAGAAAAAGUUGAAAAGGAAGGCAAAGCGUCAACAGAAGCUCCUAGAGGAAAGGCUCAUGGAUAUACAGAGGAUGGAUGAGGAGGAAGGACUACAGCAGCCUGACGAUGCCGACCCGACCUGUUCUGUGGUCGUCAACGGCAACACUUUCUGCUCCACAGCCAAUCACAAGCCAAGCCCAGAUUCCAGCAGCUCCUGGUUGGACGACAGGUUCAGUGACCCCGCCCCCGGACGGUUCUCCAGCCCCGCCUCCGGCCUAUCAGGGCUCUCCAGCUCAGUGAUGUCGGCGACCUCCGAGUCGGCGCUCUCCACCCAGUCGGGAUACUCCAGCGGACGAGACGGAUUCAGUUCAUCGGACUUCGUCCUGAACCCUCUGGACCCGCAGAACGCCGACCGGCUCCGAGUGAAGAUCGCUGACCUGGGGAACGCCUGCUGGGUGCACAAACACUUCACCGAGGACAUCCAGACCAGGCAGUACCGGGCCCUGGAGGUUCUGAUCGGAGCAGAGUACGGGCCGCCGGCAGACAUCUGGAGCACCGCCUGCAUGGCGUUCGAGCUCGCCACUGGGGAUUACCUGUUCGAGCCACAUUCAGGAGAAGAUUACACCAGAGACGAAGAUCACAUCGCCCACAUCAUGGAGCUGCUGGGUCCACUGCCACUGCCCUUCGCGUUGUCUGGCAGGUACUCCAGGGAAUACUUCACCAGGAGAGGUGAGCUGCGGCACAUCUCCAACCUGAAGCCGUGGGGUCUGUUCGAGGUUCUGCUGGAGAAGUACGAGUGGCCGCUGGACCAGGCGGCGCAGUUCAGCGACUUCCUGCUCACCAUGCUGGAGAUGGAGCCGGAUCGCCGCGCCACGGCGGCGCAGUGCCUGCAGCACGUCUGGCUGCACACAUAGCACACACCUGCACACACACCUGUCUCACUGUGACUCGCUGACCCGUGUGGUCGGAGAUGCCUCUGCUGAUUGGCCGACUGGUCAGUGGGCCGGGCCGAUGAACGGUUUAGCCCCGCCUCCCCUCUGAAGCUGACCACCAGUCACACCUGAGGAAGCCUCACCUGUCUGAACUGAGCUGAAGUCGAUACUCAGAGACGACCUUUGACCUGGCCAGGUGAAACCAUCCAGAUGUUUAGUCCCAGAUUAUCAGCUGCUGAUCACCUGGACAGGUGAACUGUCAGAGCUGACUCCAGAAAUCACUUCAGUGCUGCUGUACCUCACUUCCUGUUAGACUUCCUGUCCUGUCUACUUCCUGUUUUUCCACCUGACUUCCUGUCUUCCUUUCAUACUCACUUCGUGUUCCUCACUGUUUUCCUGUCUGAUUUCUGAUCAGUUUUUUGAGUCGAUCUGAUUUAUGAAGCCAGCAGCUCGUCUGUUUCAUCAAUCGAUCAACGACCGAUCGAUUGACUAUCCAUCUGCCGAUCACCUGAUUGGCUGUCAGUCGAUCAACCUGUGUGAGUUUCCGGUGCUGAACUUCCACAGAUUCGUUGAAAUCUCUUUUUCUCUCAUUUUCCUGAAUUUUAAGUGUUUUUAUUGAUCUGUUAUUCCUGCUUAUUGAUUAUUGAUCAGUAGAUAACGAGUUUCCACCUGUUCACCUGUUCUGGUGACGUUAGUGCCUUGAAACAGCCCCGCCCCCUACAGUGACAUCACUGAUGAUGUCGGGGGAUUUUCUACCUGUUUUUGUGUGAAUCUCACCUGGUCAGGUGUUCUCUGGUUUCAGAAUAAAAGUCGCCUCAGUUCUGAGUUUUACUGGGUUUACUGGGGGUGAAUCAGAACCAUUUGGACCUGGUGGUGUAGAACCACUCAGUUCUCUGGGUUCUGGAGGGAAACCUGCAGCGAUUGGUUCAUUGGUUGUAAUUUAACAUGUUUCUGUGCUUUAAUUAAACCUUUUCUUAUCAGCAUCA